Molecule: messenger RNA, 1131 nt
Organism: Penicillium soppii
Lineage: Eukaryota; Fungi; Ascomycota; Eurotiomycetes; Eurotiales; Aspergillaceae
Product: protein kinase domain-containing protein
Exons: 1
Coding region: 1-1131 (376 amino acids)
Biological process (GO): protein phosphorylation
Molecular function (GO): ATP binding; protein kinase activity
Source: RefSeq, a predicted model, not a curated record
AUGGCCAAUCUUCAAUUGUCGCUUCAAACGGAUGGCAAAACUACUUUUCCGCCGAGUCUUACACCACCUGUGACUCCAAUCGCCAAGAAAAGUGGACCAGUUAGUCUAUUACAAAACACAAACACAGACCAAAGACCCUCCAAAGAAAAUCCCUGUAUACUAUCAUUUACCGACGACCUCGAAAUCUGUCGCGACAGCAAUGACCGAUCCGUCGAGUUCGGCCGUGGUGUCUGGAGCAUAGUAUACAAAGCACGCUCAGCACCCGCCAAAACCGCCCUGGGAACACCCCCAAGCUCGCCAGUCACGGUCGCGCAGGUAUUCGCUGUGAAAGCACCAUUGCGCCGCGAUGCGCGCCCAGUACUCAAAGCCGAAGCCAUCACUCUCACCCGCCUCACCUACACCCCAGGCCACGAGCACCACAUUGUCCCCUACCACGGCUUCCACGCCGAGCUCUGCGCCCUGGUACUAACAGCAAUCCCUCUCUCAUUGUCAACCUACAUCGAGGAGCAAUCGGAUAUCGCGCGCAACCGCAAACCCGCAACACCAACAAUGUUCGACCCCGUCCAAGGCCCAGUAUCCUACCAAGCUCUCGCGCGCAAGCUGAUCAGCGGCUUGGACUGGCUGCACAACACCGCCGGUGUUGUCCACGGCGAUAUCAAGCCACAGAACAUCCUUCUCCGCGCAACCGAGGACGACGGCGAAUUCCCGUACGAGCCGCUGUUCGUGGAUUUCUCCGCGACGGUCGAAAUCCCGCAAGACGAGAACGAGCCGCUCGAUACAACGCGCGCGUCCAUGUCCUCGUUUACCCCGCCGUUCACGGCGCCGGAGAUGCUGGCUUCGCUUACCUGUACUGAGAUGGCGCCGACGCCUGCGUCGGACGUGUUUUCGCUUGCGGCGACGCUGCUUGCUGCUGCCACGGGGGAUUUGCUGCUGUAUUCGAAUAUGAAUCAUCGGUUGAGGCUUGAGAUGGCGAGGGCUGGGCAUCAGAUUAUUGAUUUCACGCGCUCUGGGAUGAAUGGGAGUCGGGUGCCGAGGAAUGGGUUUGUUGAGCGCAUCGUCAAGCCUGCUGUUGUAAAGGACCCAGCUAUGCGGAUUCCGGCGGCAGAUUGGGUGACGCUUGCAUCGGUUUGA